Molecule: messenger RNA, 1614 nt
Organism: Malassezia japonica
Lineage: Eukaryota; Fungi; Basidiomycota; Malasseziomycetes; Malasseziales; Malasseziaceae
Exons: 3
Coding region: 1-1614 (537 amino acids)
Cellular component (GO): cytoplasmic stress granule
Molecular function (GO): mRNA binding
Source: RefSeq, a predicted model, not a curated record
AUGCACCUCUCCAGUCCUAUGCCCAACGGAAUGCCAGACUCGAACCUUAUGGGCGUGCAACACGCAUAUGCGCCAGGGUAUACACCAAUGAUGCCUAUGCAGGGCGCCCCGAGCGCCCCGAUGCCCAUGACGCACAUGCUCCCUGGCCAGGCACCGAUGGGUUGGAGCCCGGCGGUGCCGUACAUGAUGCCCAUGCACUCUGUGCCAGUGGGCUAUAUGCCGCAGUAUAGCGCGCCGUAUGCGUCCAGCGUGCCUGACUACUCGACUAUGGGAUCGCGCAUGCCCGCAGCGCAGUCUGGCAUGAUGGUGCCUGUGGGGCGUACCGUGUACGUGGGCAACCUCCCCGCGGAGGCGGCCGUCGACGAGCUGCUGAGCCUCGUCAAGUUUGGGCCGAUUGAGAAUGUGCGUCUCUUGCCCGAAAAGAACUGCGCCUUUAUCUCGUUCCUGAGCGGACAAGUGGCCGCCGCGUUCCACGCAGACUCGAGCGUAAAGCACGUUUCGCUCCACGGUCAGGAGCUUAAAAUCGGAUGGGGGAAGCCAUCGGUGCCGCCGCCAGCGGUGGUCAUGGCCGUCCAGCAACAUGGCGCAUCACGCAAUGUUUACAUUGGCCAGCUGGACGAGAACACCACGGAACAGGACCUCCGCAACGACCUCGGGCGCUUUGGGCCCAUCGACCAGGUCAAGAUUGUGCGCGACCAGUCGAUUGCAUUUGUGCACUUUCUCUCGAUUCAGACAGCAAUGAAGGCAGUGGCAAUCUUGCCCACGGAGCCUGCAUGGAGCGGAAAGCGCAUCAACUACGGCAAGGAUCGGUGCGCCUACGUCCCGAAAGGUCAGCAGCAGAUUCAGGCACACAACCACCAGGCAGCCGCCAUGGGCCUCGCUGCUGCAACAUGGCUUGGUUACCCGACAGGGUACAUGAACUACGGCACCAACCCGCCGCGCCGCAACUCAGCCGACUCUGGGGACGCGCAGUAUCACCAGUUUGGCAACCGCACCGUGUACCUCGGAAACCUGCACCAAGACACGACCACGGAAGAUAUUUGCAAUCACGUCCGCGGAGGCAUUCUCCAAAAUAUCCGGUACAUGCCCGAUCGUCAUAUUGCAUUUGUGACAUUCAUCGACGCAAACGCCGCGCUGGCGUUUUACCAUAUGGCGUCCGUGUCCGGUAUCACCAUUCACAGUCGCAGGCUCAAGGUGGGCUGGGGCAAACCCUCUGGCUCGCUCAGUCCCGCCAUGGCACUCGCCGUGCAGAGCGGCGCAUCGCGCAACGUGUACAUGGGCAACAUUGACGACCCCGAACUGAUGAACGAGGACAAGAUACGCGCGGAUCUGUCCGAGUAUGGCGAGCUGGAAAUGGUGAACGCGCUACGCGAAAGGAACUGUGGACUCAAGUAUCAUAAAGACUAUCAGUCCAUGAAAAUCAGCUUUGGCAAGGACCGCUGCGGCAACCCCCCUCGGUUCCUUGGCAAGAUGCCCAUGGCCUGGAGCGGCAACGUCUCCGCGUCACGGCCACACAGCCCGCCGGACUCCUCGCGUGGGUCCGGCGAGCACAGCGUGGACGAUAUGGAGGGCACCCCCAUCGCUGACACUCAAGAUGCAAGCAGCACAAGUUAA